Messenger RNA from Cottoperca gobio, 1571 nucleotides. RefSeq names its product RuvB-like AAA ATPase 1 (gene ruvbl1). Gene Ontology annotation, molecular function: ATP binding; ATP-dependent activity, acting on DNA; ATP hydrolysis activity. The transcript has 11 exons. The coding region runs from base 1 to 1371 and encodes 456 amino acids. Lineage: Eukaryota; Metazoa; Chordata; Actinopteri; Perciformes; Bovichtidae. The record is from RefSeq and is a predicted model, not a curated record.
AUGAAGAUCGAAGAGGUAAAAAGCACCACGAAAACUCAGCGGAUCGCCACUCACAGUCAUGUCAAAGGACUCGGGCUAGACGAGGCCGGGAAUGCUAAACAGUCAGCAUGUGGUCUAGUCGGCCAGGAGGCUGCAAGAGAGGCUUGUGGCAUCAUAGUCGAUUUGAUCCGAUCAAAGAAGAUGGCAGGAAGGGCGGUGUUACUGGCAGGGCCACCCGGUACAGGAAAAACUGCUCUCGCCUUGGCUGUAGCACAGGAGUUGGGAAACAAGGUGCCUUUCUGCCCCAUGGUUGGCAGUGAGGUCUACUCUAAUGAGAUAAAAAAAACAGAAGUAUUGAUGGAGAAUUUCAGGAGGGCCAUUGGACUGCGUAUCAAAGAAACAAAGGAGGUGUAUGAAGGGGAGGUGACGGAGCUGACCCCCUGUGAGACCGAGAAUCCCAUGGGUGGCUAUGGAAAAACCAUCAGCCACGUCAUCAUCGGUCUAAAGACGGGCAAAGGCACGAAGCAGCUCAAGCUGGACCCCAGUAUUUACGAGAGUCUUCAGAAAGAGCGUGUGGAACAGGGAGAUGUCAUCUACAUUGAAGCCAACAGUGGAGCAGUCAAGAGACAAGGUCGCUGUGACACUUUUGCUACAGAGUUCGACCUGGAGGCUGAGGAGUAUGUGCCGCUGCCCAAAGGUGAUGUCCACAAAAAGAAGGAGAUAGUUCAAGAUGUCACACUGCAUGACCUGGAUGUUGCAAAUGCCAGACCCCAGGGAGGCCAGGACAUUCUCUCCAUGAUGGGACAACUGAUGAAGCCCAAAAAGACAGAAAUCACAGAUAAGCUGCGUGCUGAGAUCAACAAGGUGGUGAACCGCUACAUUGACCAAGGCGUAGCUGAGCUCGUACCCGGAGUGCUGUUUGUGGACGAGGUGCACAUGCUGGACAUCGAAUGUUUCACUUACCUCCAUAAAGCGCUCGAGAGCACCAUCGCCCCCAUCGUUGUGUUCGCCUCUAACAGAGGAAACUGUUUAGUUAGGGGGACUGAUGACAUUAGCUCUCCACACGGGAUUCCUCUGGACCUGCUGGACAGAGUCAUGAUAAUCCGCACCAUGUUGUACACGUCACAGGAGAUGAAGCAGAUCAUCAAGAUCCGCGCUCAGACUGAGGGGAUCAAUGUCAGCGAGGAAGCUCUUACGCACCUGGCAGAGAUCGGCACCAAGACCACCCUCCGGUAUGCUGUACAGCUGCUGACUCCGGCCAGCCUGCUGGGCCGUGUUCAGGGAAAAGAGAACGUGGAGAGGGAGCAGGUAGAGGAAAUCAACGAGCUGUUCUACGACGCAAAGUCCUCCGCCAAAAUCCUCCAAGAUCAACAUCAUAAAUUUAUGAAAUAAAACAAAAGAUUUCCAUCUUUUUCUUUUAUAAUUUGCAGGACUGGUGUUCAGCCAGCUGUUGCAUGGUUCACUUACCCGUCAUACCAUAGCUCAUUCUAGUGUCCCUGCCUCAUUUACUUUAGUAGUUUUGUUCUAAUAAAGUUUUAUUCAUUCUGUUUGUUGAUGAAAGUAAUUUUUUGAAUAAAAAGCAAAAAAACAAA